CGUGGCAAUUUGUCGCAAAUCAUUAUCAGCUGUUAAGCAUAAACGAGCGAUUCGCUAUUUGCUUUGAAAUGGAAGACAAAAAACGAUUACGCAUUAAUGGCACUUUUCGGUGGAGUGAACAGCAAACCAGAGAUUUGCUUACGAUUGUCUUUGACAAUGUGAAGCCUAAUCUGGAACAAUUUGAGAAACCAACUGCUCAAAAUUUUUAUGAUCGCAUUAAGCAAAAUUCGCCAAAUUUAUGCACAAUCAAAUGGAAUAAUAUACGCACAAAAAUGAGACACCUUAAAACAAGUUUUUUGGCCGCGGUCAAGUGGAAAAGCCAAACGGGCGCAGGAUUGCUUGAGAAUGGAGAUGUAACCAGUGUAGAAGAAUACAUCAAAAAGACUUGUCCAUUUUAUGAUGACCUACACGCAAUUUUUGCACGGCGCAUCAAUAUCCAGCCACCAGCAAUCUAUCAGUCUUCAGAGCCAGUGUUGUCCAUGGAGAAUAAUGAAGAGGAACUGUUAUUAGAAAUUGAUUGCGAAACAUCUACGAGUUUCUCUGAAAGUCCAUUAGUGAGUCCAUCUGUUUUAAUUUUUCCAACAUUUCCUGAGAAUCAAGUCAGUCCGCCUUGUUCAUUGGCAUCAGAUAUUCGCACACAACACAAUACAACGGCAACAAACAAAAAUUUGAAGAGAGCUCACAGCUCGAGCCCAUUUGCUCUAUUAUUUGAAAUUCAAAAGAAAAAGGUGGACUUAGAAACACAAAAACUAGAGUUUGAAAGAGAAAAAGAGGAAAAUAAAUUUAAAUUGCAGAAACUACAACUGGAGAAAGAAGAGAGAGUCGAGAUGGAAAAAUUAAGAUUGGAACACGAAAGAUUGAAAAAUGUAAAUAAUUAA
Messenger RNA from Anastrepha obliqua, 878 nucleotides. RefSeq lists its product as uncharacterized. The record is from RefSeq and is a predicted model, not a curated record. NCBI's taxonomy places the organism in Eukaryota, Metazoa, Arthropoda, Insecta, Diptera, Tephritidae. The transcript has 3 exons. Bases 69 to 878 code for a protein of 269 amino acids.